AUGUCAGGAAGAGGAAAAGGAGGCAAGGGUUUGGGAAAGGGUGGAGCCAAGAGGCACAGGAAGGUGCUCAGAGACAACAUUCAGGGCAUCACGAAGCCGGCAAUUCGCCGUCUGGCUCGCCGUGGCGGAGUGAAGCGUAUUAGCGGGCUCAUCUACGAGGAGACUCGCGGCGUCCUCAAGAUCUUUCUCGAGAAUGUUAUUCGUGAUGCAGUAACCUACACUGAACACGCUCGCCGCAAAACCGUGACGGCGAUGGACGUCGUUUACGCGCUCAAGAGGCAAGGCCGCACUCUAUACGGCUUUGGAGGAUAA
Messenger RNA from Fraxinus pennsylvanica, 312 nucleotides. The record is from the annotation of a GenBank genome assembly. NCBI's taxonomy places the organism in Eukaryota, Viridiplantae, Streptophyta, Magnoliopsida, Lamiales, Oleaceae.